AUGAUCAGUCAUGAACCACCACCACCUAGCCGCUGGCUGGCGUGAGCGGAGCCCCAUCAUGUUUCGAUAGUUCUGUUGUUAUUCCAGGCCACGACACAUCGCGAUACGUCACUGAGUCCAAGCCCUAUUUAUCAAUGUCAUGCUUGGACCAACUGACUUGCUCGAUGGGGUUCCGAGAAUACAUACAGAUUAUCACCCUUGAUCGACUCGCCCUGGAUGACAGCGUGCACAUAUAUCUACCUUGGCAUGCCUUUGUCAAUCUGCCAGCAACCACUUGGACUUGGACUUGUGACACCCUCGCAGUCCAACUAGUGUACCCAACUCCAAGUCAGGUCAUCAUUUUCAGGGGCAGCCGAAUGCCAGUGCUCCACCGUCACCCACAGAUUGUCAUGACCCGCUCAGCCUUGAGUCUUCAGUCCUGGAUUCUGAAGAAAGAGGAGGAGGAGGAGGGAUUCAUCGACAGCUUUGAUGUGGGUUUCUUCGGUUCCCCUUUUGCCGACCUGCCCCUUCACGCUGUCGAUUAUCCCGCUUACCAGUCUUGGCGCCCUCUUUAACUUGUCUCACUGAGUUCCAGGUACUCCAGAUUCUGUCGAGGCAAAGAUACUUCGAGUAAUAUCAACUCUGC
This is a messenger RNA of Neurospora hispaniola, 625 nucleotides long. RefSeq lists its product as uncharacterized. Lineage: Eukaryota; Fungi; Ascomycota; Sordariomycetes; Sordariales; Sordariaceae. The record is from RefSeq and is a predicted model, not a curated record. The transcript has a single exon. Bases 135 to 554 code for a protein of 139 amino acids.